This is a messenger RNA of Magnolia sinica, 2184 nucleotides long. Its product is annotated as aspartic proteinase-like protein 1. The coding region runs from base 437 to 2035 and encodes 532 amino acids. The transcript is spliced from 10 exons. The record is from RefSeq and is a predicted model, not a curated record. NCBI's taxonomy places the organism in Eukaryota, Viridiplantae, Streptophyta, Magnoliopsida, Magnoliales, Magnoliaceae. Gene Ontology annotation, biological process: proteolysis. Gene Ontology annotation, molecular function: aspartic-type endopeptidase activity.
UCCCCCGCAUCACGGUUCUUCCGGCUCCCCGUAUCAUCUCCCUUGCGCGCAUUACCUGUCCAACGUGUGAUGCUACGCGCGGGCUCAAAAGGAGGCGGUGCGUAGAGACACCUAGUGCGCAAGAUAGGCAUCCCAGUGUCACUCCCUCGGAACUGAGCUUUCAAAAACCCUGAGAAAUUUCUCUUUUAUAUCCAUUCCCUUUACACAGAGAGAGAGAGAGAGAGGGAGGGAGAAGAAAUUUAAUGAAAAACCAAAUGAAACUCUAGAUCUCUCUCCCUCUUGCAAAAACCCCAAAUCUCUCUCUGUGAUUCUAUACAAUUCCUGACGAUCUCCCAUACACUAGAUUCCAGCUCCCUCCUGCCUUUUCCUCCAUCCGAGAAACCCUAGAUCCGUGCAUUUUAUCCGUUCAGGACCUCCCGAAUCGUUCCGAGUCGCCAUGGCAGCUCGCUCCAUUGUUUCUCUCUUACUGACUUUCAUCCUCAUCGGAAAUGCUCGUUCUCUCACCUUCUCUUCUAAACUCAUCCACCGAUUGUCCGACGAAGCAAAAGCCAUAAGGGUUUCUAGGAAUGGAGGGAUUUUGGCCGGUUCUUGGCCGAUGCGCAGGAGCAUGGAAUACUACCAGAUUCUCGUUCGCAGCGAUUUGGAAAGGACGAAGUUGAAGCUCAACCCCAAGUAUCAGUCUCUCUUUCCUUCGGAGGGGAGUGAGACGGUCUCGUUCGGAAACGACUUCGGAUGGUUACAUUACACGUGGGUUGAUAUUGGAACCCCUAAUGUUUCGUUUCUGGUUGCAUUGGAUGCUGGAAGUGAUUUAUUUUGGGUUCCAUGUGAUUGCAUACAAUGUGCUCCCGUGUCUGCCAGUUACUAUCGUCUGGAUAGAGAUCUAAGCGUGUAUAGUCCAUCUGGAUCCAGCACCAGCAAACACCUAUCUUGCAGCCACGAGCUUUGUUCUUUGGGACCUAAGUGCAAAAGCCCAAAGCAGCCCUGUCCGUACAAUGUUGAUUACUACUCAGAAAAUACAUCAAGUUCUGGAUUGUUGGUUGAGGACACAUUAUAUUUGGCUUCCAGCGGUGACCAUGCAUCUACAAGCACAGCGAAGACUCCAGUAAUUAUAGGCUGUGGUAUGACACAAAGUGGUGGGUAUUUGGACGGUAUUGCUCCUGAUGGUCUUCUUGGUCUGGGAUUUGGGGAUGUCUCAGUUCCAAGUUUCCUUGCAAAAGCUGGAUUAGUGAGGAAUUCUUUCUCAUUGUGUUUUGAUGAUGAUGAUGGUGAUUCUGGGAGGAUUUUCUUUGGGGACCAAGGAUCAUCUGCUCAACAAUCGACUCCAUUCUUGGAAUGGGAAGGGAAAUACCUUCAUUACAUCAUUGGAGUAGAUGGCUUUUGCAUCGGGCCUGCAUGCCUGAAACAAACUGGCUUCCAGGCAAUGGUUGAUAGUGGGUCAUCGUUCACGUUUCUUCCUGAUGAUGUGUAUGAUACAGUUGCUGUGGAGUUUGACAGACAAAUGAACACUUCAAGGUUCCGCUAUGAAGGAUCUCCAUGGGAGUAUUGUUAUAAGGCCAGUUCACUGGAUCUGCCCAAGAUUCCUACUGUCACUCUAAGGUUUUCAGGGAACAACAGCUUUGAGGUUCAUAAUCCCAUUUUUCCGUAUUAUGGAAAAGAGGGAGAGUUGGCCGGGUUUUGUUUAGCUCUACAGUCAGCAGGAGAAGAUGCACUUGGGACAAUUGGACAGAAUUUGAUGAUGGGAUACCGCAUAGUGUUUGAUCGGGAGAAAUUGAAGCUGGGAUGGUCACGUUCUAAGUGUCGAGAUCUUGAUGACGGUACCAGAGUAUCUUUAACUCCGCCCCCACAUGAUAGGCCAGAAAAUCCACUACCAACGAAUGAGCAGCAGAGCAACCCUGGGGGCCGUGCGGUAUCUCCGGCUGUUGCUGGGAGGACUCCCCACAAUCCCUCGGCUGCCACACCCCUGGUUUUGUCCUGGCAGACCCCUUUUUUGAGGUUACUACUACUGUUUCUUGCAAUUCUCAUCUUGUCUAAUUAAGAUGUAAUAGUGUUUUUUCCCCCUCUUUAAUCUAAUAGAUCUUUAUAUUAGCCAUCAUGAAAAAAUGCAGUCUCUAGCAGGGGCCUUCUUUUUAUCCAAUGUUUUUUUCAGGUCAUUGGAUUGAUCGAAGCUGUUGUUGGUAGGUAGAA